Dioscorea cayenensis subsp. rotundata (Guinea yam) is the source of this 1628-nucleotide messenger RNA. RefSeq names its product protein WVD2-like 1. Gene Ontology annotation, biological process: microtubule cytoskeleton organization. Lineage: Eukaryota; Viridiplantae; Streptophyta; Magnoliopsida; Dioscoreales; Dioscoreaceae. The record is from RefSeq and is a predicted model, not a curated record. The transcript is spliced from 7 exons. Gene Ontology annotation, molecular function: microtubule binding. Bases 146 to 1384 code for a protein of 412 amino acids.
AAGCUUCGUCGGUCUCGUGAACAGCGACGAGCAGCGGCGAGAAGCGGUGGAAGAAGAGCAGCUGAUUUCUCGAGUGGCAAUCGCUCGCCGGAGAUCGAGAUCUCAGGGAUCUCGCUAAUCGGACUUCGAAAUCGCUGUAAGUCUGAUGGGAAAAGAAGUUAUAGAAAUGUCUGCUGAUGAAGAAUUAGAUAGUGUUCUUAUUUCAACUGAUGGUCUUUCUUCCAAACUUCUCGAAGAGUCUGCAUUAGACAAAGUUAUGAUGGGCAUUUCUGAUUCCAGCAUUCUUGAUGAAGCUGUAGAGACUAAAGCCGAAGAAAAAUUAUUCAUAAAGGAAUCUCCUGAUAAAGCUGCUUUAAUUCAUCAAGAUAGAAUUUGUAACAAUGGAAAUGGAAUUGCUGCUGUGAACAACUCAAGUGUCCAGCCUGAUGCACCAGAGAUGGUAUCAGUAACUUGUGAAGCUCAGUCGCCCCUUAAUCAGAAGCAAGACUCUAGCAUUAAACCAAAAACCAAAGCUGCCUCUGGAACUUCACGAUCGAACUACACUGUUCCCCAACCAUUUGCUCUUGCAACUUAUAAGCGAGCCUUGGGUGGAAUUCGGGAUUCUAUUCCUGAUGCUGCUGGUAAUGGAAACAAGCCUGCUAAUCAGAGCAACAAGCUGAUAUCAAACAUGACAAAAAAGAGUGAGAAAAAAUUGUCUCUUGAAUCAAGGAAGCCUCUUCAACCUGAUAAUACAAUGCACCACGAUGAUGAGGAUGCUUGCUCUGUUGCUUCUUCAACCACUGCAUCUGUACGAGGAAUGAAGGUUGGAUCAACACUGGCAUCUGCUCCAGUCUUUAGAGUCUCGGAGCGGGCACAGAAGCGGAAAGAGUUCUACUCAAAAUUAGAAGAGAAGCACCAGGCUUUGGAGGCAGAGAAAAACCAGUCUGAAGCCAGGACAAAGGAAGAGCGAGAAGCAGCUAUAAGGCAAUUGAGGAAGAGUUUGAAUUUCAAAGCAACACCAAUGCCUAGUUUCUACCAUGAGGGACCACCUCCCAAAGUUGAACUUAAAAAGGUACCACCAACUCGUGCAAAAUCCCCAAAGCUUGGUCGAAGGAAGAGCUGCGGUGAUGCAACAAAUCCAUCUACUAGAGAUAAGCAGGCAGGAGACCGAAAUAGGCUGAAUCGUCAUAGUUUGGGAAGCAUAAAACAGGAGGCAAACAAAAACAAUGGUCGAAAGAACAGCAACUCAAGUCAUAAAGAAAAAGAAGGCUCCAAACCAGCGAAGGAUGAUUUGAAAGACCUUGAUUGUGAAGUAGCAGAGCCCAAAGCUACCGAUGAUGUCUCUGUGAACGAUAGUGAUGAUGUCUCUGUGAAAGUUAUCGAUGAUGUCUCUGUGGAAUCCUGAUUAGGAAUCGGUAUAUGUUUUAAUUUGGCUCCUGCAUCACAGAAUUGAUUGUCUAAAGAUGAAGUGUUGGUUGUGACAGUUGCUUAAUUUCCUAUAUGUGAAACUCUUCAGCAAGACUUGUGUGAUGUAUGAUGUUGUAAAUUUUGUAAGUUAUAUUACUACUCUAUGACUUUGAGUCUGCAGGGUGGCUUCUUGACUUGGUUACCCAUAAAUAUUCUGUUAUAAAUUCUAUCAUUGCUCUCUA